AUGGCGUCCUACAAGUUGGUCUUCCUUUUAGCAAUGGCUGGCGCUAUAACAUUGGUCUUUGAUGUUUUACCAUCAUCAGGCUUUGAAUUUUUCAAGACUAAAAAAGUUUCAAGCGACUUCAUACUUGGAUCCAGACUUUCGGGCGACAGGCUUAUACUUCAAAAAACCAUUUAUAGAACAGCCAAGAGUUGGAAGAGUAUUUCUUUGAGAGUGAGUUUCAAUGCUUCUAAACAUGUCAGAAUCACUCAGGUUGUGGCUUACGAUCAGAAGCGAAAUGGCAAAGCAGCUGUUGUAAAAUUAUUCAAAGGAGGCCCUGGAAAACAAAAUAUUACUCUGAAAUUCAAAAGUCGCAGAGGCCACGGAAUCAAUUACAUCGUCAAAGUGUACGGUCGUUAA
This is a messenger RNA of Belonocnema kinseyi, 396 nucleotides long. Its product is annotated as probable salivary secreted peptide. The coding region runs from base 1 to 396 and encodes 131 amino acids. NCBI's taxonomy places the organism in Eukaryota, Metazoa, Arthropoda, Insecta, Hymenoptera, Cynipidae. The transcript has a single exon. The record is from RefSeq and is a predicted model, not a curated record.